AUCAGUUAGUUCCGAUGUGAGGAUCCAAAAAGUAUAACAUCUUCAUCACUCGCUUUGCUUAGAGGGAGAAGAACUACGACAGCAACGCGCAAAAAUCAGAAGGCAUCAGUACAAUAAUUGCUACUUCAAAACAAGUGACAGUUAUUGAUGUUGCAAAUUGAAAAGUUAAAUAAAAUUGUGAUUUUUGUGUAAACAGAAAAAAUCCAAAAAAAAAAAGAUUUUUGAAAAAAUUAUUAUUUUUUCAUAUUGAAAAAUAAGUUGAAGCGUAGCUGAUUAUUUUUGUAUUCUGUAACUUUAAAGCGGCUUUUAACAAAAAAAAAAAAAUGUGUGAAUUUAAAAACAAACCAGAAAGUGUGACUCGUGGUGCCGAGAAAUCCAAGCUCACAGUUUCCACAGUGGAAGGGGGUGGCAAUGGCACUUUUACUCCCACACCAUUGAGUAAAGGCACCGAAUAUUAUGAAACUGCAUUGGAGGCAACAACUUUUGGCAAAUUUAAUUACCUGUUGAUUUUGAUAAGUGGUCUCAUACUUGCCAAUGUCUUGCUGGAGACAUUGGGCAUAAGUUUUGUAUUGCCCGUAUCACAGUGUGAUUUGAAUUUAUCGGUACAGGAACAGGGCAUAAUGAGUGCCAUUGGAUUUGCGGGGAUCAUUAGCAGCUCACAUCUGUGGGGAUUUUUGGCGGACACAACGGGGAGAAGGAGUGUUAUACGGCCAACAUUGCUGGUGGGAUUUCUAAUAACAGUUGUCUCGAGUUUUUCGACCAAUUUCUGGACAUUGGUUAUCCUGAGAUAUUUGAAUGGCAUAUGCGUUUCCGGCGGCUCGGCCACCAUCUAUGCCUAUUUGGGUGAAUUCCACACGCAAAAGAACCGUUCGAGAGCCAUAAUGGGUUCGGCAUUUAUUUUCGGUGUUGGUGCAAUGCUAAUGCCUGCCAUUGCCUGGAUUUUCAUCAAUCAAGAAUGGCGUUUGCCAUUGCCAUUUUUGGGUUUGACCUACAAGCCAUGGAGGUUGUUUAUGGUUGUCUGUGGCCUCCCCGGUUUGCUGUGUGGCCUCAGUCUAUUCAAAAUUCCCGAGAGUCCUAAAUUUUUACUCAGCCUGGGUCAGGAGGAGAAAUGUGUGGAGAUUCUGCAGAAGAUCUAUAGCAUCAAUACCGGAAAGGCGAAAGAGGAAUUUCCGAUCGCCCAUGUCCAAGAGGAUUUGGAUAGCGGUAGCAACAACAAUAAACCUCAAACACCAGCCGAUCUAAGUGGUCGUUCAAAUCCCAUACUCAACGUACUCAAAUCGAUGUGGACUCAAACUCAGCCAUUGUUCAAUCGUCAAUAUGCCCGGACUACCAUCCUUAUUUGUACCAUACAAUUUUUCAUUUUCUGCACCUCGAACGGCAUGUACAUGUGGUUCCCAUCGAUUUUGAAUAGUGUGGCCGAAUUUAUGAAUGAGAAUCCGAACAACAGGACCUAUAUAUGCGAGGUGGUCUAUGCCAAACAGAAAGCCACAAUGGAAUUGGAAAUGGCAUUGAAACAGGAUGCAAAUUUGGUUGGGGAAUGUAAUGAGAAAUUGGAAAUCUCCACGUAUCAACAUUCGUUGACGUUGGAAGUUUUGUAUGCGGUGGGAUUUGCUCUGAUUGGCGGUAUUAUCAACAAGGUUGGCAAGCGUUUGAUAUUAUUUGUCUGCUUGGCUGUCUGCGGUGCCUGCGGUGUUGUUCUGAUAUUUGUGGACCAACCUAUGAUUGCCAUUUACCUCUAUGUGGUCUUGUUGCUCUGCGGUUUGGGCAUCAAUGUCUUGAGUGCUGCCACUGUGGAAUUAUAUCCCACACGUUUAAGAGCCAUGGCUGUUUGCAUUUCCCUAAUGAUGGGUCGUUUGGGCAGUGUAGCAGGAGCCAAUAUUGUUGGCGCCCUCAUCACCAAUCAUUGUGACAGUGCCUUCAUUGCAUCUGGAGUAUCGCUAAUCGUUGCUGGUUUCCUUGGUUUCCUUAUUGUCAAGAACAACAAGAAAGGUCAAACGGAGGCCCCCCGACGUCUAAGCUUGGUCUCCAUGACGGGGAACUAAACAACAAAACAAAAAACAAACUAUUUGGCAAAAUUGCAAUGUAAUUUUGCUUUGCCAGAAUGUAUUUGAUAUUCCGUUAUUUUGCUAACGAAAUUCGUAUUACCUAUAUGUAGUAGGUGCAGAAUUUCGCCAUUCCAUAAGUAGUAUUAGUUGUUAGUGUUCCUAGUUUGUAGUUAACGAUAAGUAUUUAGUUUUAGUGCUAGGGAAUUUCACAAAGUCUGAUUUUUAAUUGUUCUCAUUAAAAGAAAAAAACAACAACAAAAACCAAAAC
Musca domestica (house fly) is the source of this 2313-nucleotide messenger RNA. Its product is annotated as synaptic vesicle glycoprotein 2B. Gene Ontology annotation, molecular function: transmembrane transporter activity. Bases 324 to 2042 code for a protein of 572 amino acids. Lineage: Eukaryota; Metazoa; Arthropoda; Insecta; Diptera; Muscidae. The transcript is spliced from 7 exons. The record is from RefSeq and is a predicted model, not a curated record. Gene Ontology annotation, biological process: transmembrane transport.